AUGCUUCAUGGGACUAAUUUCAAGGAAUAUAAAAGGCACUUGCUUAUAAUGCUUGGUUGUAUGGAUAUAGAUCUUGCUCUAAGGAAAGAACAACUUGCACCUCUCAUUGCGGCAAGCACCCUUGAUGCUAAAAUGGAUGUUGAGAGGUGGGAUUGUUCAAACUGCAUGAGUCUAAUGGAUUAUGAGCACAACAUUCUAGAAGCCUUUAGGGGCACAGAAUCUGAAGAGAUUACUCAGGCCAAGGGUUUCCUUAACGAAAUUGAGAAACAUUUUUCCAAAAGCGAUAAAGUUGAGAUGAAAUCACUUCUGACUUGUUUGAUGUCUGUGAAGUACAAGGGUCAAGGAAACUUGAGGGACUACAUUAUGGAUAUGUUCCAUGUUACUUCAAGACUUAAGGCACAUAAGAUCGAGCUUUCUGAGGAAUUGUUUAUUCUUAUGGUUUUGGUAUCACUUCUUACAUAG
Gossypium raimondii (Peruvian cotton) is the source of this 462-nucleotide messenger RNA. RefSeq lists its product as uncharacterized. The record is from RefSeq and is a predicted model, not a curated record. NCBI's taxonomy places the organism in Eukaryota, Viridiplantae, Streptophyta, Magnoliopsida, Malvales, Malvaceae. The coding region runs from base 1 to 462 and encodes 153 amino acids. The transcript has a single exon.